AUGGGUCCUGCUUAUACCAUAGUGGAUGCGUUCACAGCGACAGCGUUUGCGGGUAAUCCGGCCAGCGUGAUCAUUACGGACACCCCACUCCAAGUGGAACAAAUGCAACUCAUUGCUCGGGUUAGGACUUUCCACGAGUUCAACUUAGCGGAGACCGCGUUCCUCGUUAGAAAGGAGAUUGGCAAGGACGGUAGCUACGCGAGAUUGGCGUUGAGGUGCGGACUUGCGACAUUGGCAUCGGCAAAUGUACUCUUCUCGCAGCUGCCUCCCGCAUGUCAAACGCUCAAAUUUGACACGAAGUCCGGACAGCUGUUCGCCUCUCGCUUGCCCUUCGGUAAAAUUCAGCUCGAAUUUCCGGCCGCUCUACUCAAACUGGCCUCUGGAGAACUCGCAGCACGGGUUAAACGCGUAGUGGAGGAAUGCGCUCCUAGUGGACUCGAGAUUGGCUAUGUCGGACUUGGACAGGGAAUAGGUUUUGAAGGCUUUGUCCUGGCAGAGGUUGCUAGCGGAACAGGACUCAAGGACCUCUCAUUUAACCCUGGACCAGUGAUGCAAUUGGCGCCUGAGCACAAAAUCUUCAUUUUAACCAGUACCGGUCCCGUGUGGGGCCAGAAACCUGAUUCGUAUCCCGCGUAUUCGCUCCCGCGGCAGGUAUUCCCGAAGAUCCAGUGA
Messenger RNA from Dacryopinax primogenitus, 672 nucleotides. RefSeq names its product Diaminopimelate epimerase-like protein. The transcript is spliced from 4 exons. The record is from RefSeq and is a predicted model, not a curated record. Bases 1 to 672 code for a protein of 223 amino acids. Gene Ontology annotation, biological process: biosynthetic process. NCBI's taxonomy places the organism in Eukaryota, Fungi, Basidiomycota, Dacrymycetes, Dacrymycetales, Dacrymycetaceae. Gene Ontology annotation, molecular function: isomerase activity. Gene Ontology annotation, cellular component: cytoplasm.